CAACGCGCGCGCGCGCACCCCGGACGCAGCAGCCGCCGCCGCGGACGCUUGGAUGGUGCAGAGGGCGGAGGAGGCCGCGGCGAUGAGUGUCGAAGUCCCCGCGGGGCUCACGGAGCUCCUCCAAGCCUUCACGGUGGAGGUGCUGCGCAGCCGUCCCGCGGACCUGCUCGACUUCGCGGCGGCGUACUUCGCCGAGAUGCGCCAGCGGGCCAGGGAGCGAUGCGGGGCUCCCGCGCAGCAGCUGGCCGACGGAUUCGACGAUGCACACGGCCGAGGGGUCAACUUUUCCGAGGAGAACGUGGCCGGACACUCGUCCAACAGCGACAACAACGGGGACGACGAUCGGGACGAUGACGACGACGACGAAUCCGAUUUCGAAGCUCCGGUGAUCAGCAGAUUCACAAGGAGAGCAUCCGUGUGUGCGGAGGCUUACAAUCCAGACGAAGAGGAGGAAGACACCGAAACCAGAGUCAUUCAUCCAAAAACAGACGAGCAGCGCAACAGACUUCAGGAGGCCUGCAAGCACAUCCUAAUCUUUAAAAACCUAGACCAGGAGCAGAUGUCACAGGUUCUGGACGCGAUGUUUGAAAAGACCGUGGAGACUGGGGAGCACGUCAUUGACCAGGGAGCUGAUGGAGACAACUUCUACGUCAUUGAGAGGGGAAUGUACGACAUCUACGUGACGACGAACGACGUGUCGCGCUGCGUGGGUGCCUACAACAACCGGGGCAGCUUCGGCGAGCUUGCCCUCAUGUACAACACGUCCAGAGCCGCCACCAUCAUUGCCACGUCCGAGGGGGCCCUCUGGGGACUGGAUCGCCUUACCUUCAGACGGAUCAUCGUAAAAAAUGCAGCAAAGAAACGAAAAAUGUACGAAUGCUUCAUUGAAACAGUACCUCUACUAAAGUCUCUUGAUUUUUCUGAGAGAUUAAAGGUCGUCGACGUGAUAGCGUCGAAAAGCUUUCAAGAUUCCGAGCGGAUCAUUGCCCAGGGAGAAAAAGCUGAUUGUUUUUACCUCGUCGAGUCCGGGGAAGUGAGAAUUGCGAUGCGGAGGAAGUCGGUGGCGGAGAUGGACCCGCGGGAGGUGGAGAUCACACGGUGCACCCGCGGCCACUACUUUGGCGAGCUGGCGCUCGUCACCAACAAGCCGCGCGCCGCCUCGGCCUACGCCAUCGGGGAAGUCAAGUGCGCCGUGAUGGACGUGCAGGCGUUUGAGCGUCUGUUGGGCCCCUGCAUGGACAUCAUGAAACGGAACAUUGAGCACUACAAGGGGCAGCUGGUGGCCUUGUUUGGAGAGAGCGUUGACCUGACUGACCCUGACCUGUGACACGUCCGACAUUGAGGCCAUUCCUCUGUGUUCAACUUCCCUCUUCUCUGGCCUGGCCCUACCAGGGUGGGUGAAGGAAGGGGCCUGCGGGUUGGUAUUGGGUGGGGAGGGGGGGUGAGAGUGGCGCUGGGAGGUGGGGAAAAGAACGGGAGAAGGGACAUGUGAGUGUCCUCACCUAUCCUGCAUAGAAAUUGAACACUCCAAAGUUAAUAUCACACGUCUGUGCUUCUGCACCAGCCAUACGUAUCAUUGCGGGUGUGCGACGAUGGCUAUUGAGUGUCCUGCUUUGCAUAGGGGUUAUCAUCAAACCCUCGUAAUGAGGGUUCUUUGAUUAGAUGAGCAUCUAAAGCAAUGUGAAGGAGCAAAGCCCAAGUUCUAAGUUGUGUGUUUUUUUUAAAAUCUGUGACCUUAUAUGAACGGUGCUGCGGACAUCGCUGCUCCACUGUUGAUUAGUUUUUGUGUUAUAAUUUUUAUUUGUCUCACUUUGCGGUGGGUUAAUAAACAUGAACCAUAUCACAUGCCGGUCAAGUCAGUUGUUUUAUACUGAAGAAUCAUCCAACCAGAAUAUAAGGUUUUAAACUCCCACCAGACUUGUCAAUGUCACUUAUGCGAGGUCAGGAGACAGUAAUUUGAAUUAAUUUGCAGUAGAUACCUUUUCAAGUUGGAACCUCUUGUUGAAAUUAUGAGGCUUAAUAUACACACACACCAUUGCUAACGUGUGUGAAAUCUUCUCUCUGUUUUUGGGUCGUACCGCCUGUCCGACGUUUUCCUCCAAGUGCCGAGAGUUCUUCAUGAACUGAAUUGAUUAAGUUUCCCGGACGUGGUGUGAAACGUCGGACAUCAUGCCGAACUCGCACGCGUUACAACCUGAAAACACAUCGGAGAGCCAUACAGCACAACCGCUAACACCGGCGACGCAGUGGUACAUGUGAAACGUACUUCGUCAAAAGUAAUUCCGAACAAUAUAUUUAAAGUGCCAAUUGUUUGAAAAAGAACGGUUAGCAAGGCUCCAAAAUUUUGACGGUGGUGUUGUGAUUUAUCGUUGUUAACUAUCACCAUCUAGAAGACAAUGCACAAAAAGGCCGCAUUGUGAACACACUCGCCUUAACCUGGAACUUACAAUGUGGACAAGUUUCCACCUAAAGGCUCCACAGUAUUCGUAGCCAACGUGCAAGUAUAGGAAUUGCGUGAAAAUGAUCGGAUUUUGUUUAUUUUAAAACGGACUGCAUUAUUUUAUAAGUGGACACGUAUGAAGAUAUCAUGUUUGGUUCUGAAAUUAAACACCAGAACAUGCACGAAAAGCUCCAUUUGGCCGCGCCAUUCAUAAAUGACACGUUAAUGGUAAAAUUAAGUAAAUGUAUUGUUACAGCACAAGAUGAUCCGUUUGCAUUAUGUAAAUGCAUAAACUGUCUGACAUGUCCCCGGUUAGACUUGGGUUUUGUACUGUAUGAAAUUAGCAUUAGGACAAUCAGUUCGCAAUGAUGGUUUAUUGUGUCUUUUUUUAAAGCAGUAUGUUAGAAGUGAUAGAUAUGAAAUUCGCUACGCAUUGCCAAAUGUGGGUCAUCAUCCAUUGACAAUGUGUUUCCUUCUGUGUAAGUACUGUACUCUGGUGUCGCCGUGUGUCUAGUACUGCUGUGGUGUGUGGUCUAUGCCUUUCGAUCUCAUAUCCAAAUCCAUGUUACGGCGACCUCUGAACCUUGGGCCGAAAUUCACGUGAAGUUUGCCACUUCCAGCGUCACAUGCACGUUCAGCUAAAUAUGCUGAAAUCUUAACAGCUCCAAAAAAGUAAGAAUUUAUAUAUGCCCUUCAUCGCUCCAUAGGGAAAGUAUCCAAUCAUCGCCGAUUGUCAAUGGCCUGCCACAUGGACCAGUGCUGUACAAUUUCGUGAGAGAAUGGUACUUAAAAGGCAGCAUCAGAAGACGGACAGCUAAACUGCAUGAUGAUAUAAGAAUUUGCAUAUCACCAAAACACAGUAUCAUAAUUUAUAUUUCCAGAGGGAUAUUCAAAUUACCAUUAUGCACAGCCAUAUGUAUGCAUAUGUGCGCAAUACUGUGAUGUAUACGAAUUUGGUCUGAGUAUACAUUUGUCAUUGGAUGGACUGCGCAGUGGCAUAGGAAUGUGGAACUUCCACCACUGGCUCAAACCAUCAAUGGAGAUGCGCAUGACUGCACAUAGGCAUAUAAUUAUUUGCUCCCUGUCCACCCCCACCUUAAUUCCAUGACUUGUCACAAGAAUAACUAAAUAUUAUUUGUCUUGCUCUUACUACCUCAUUUGUAUAGUUUCACCAUGUUAUUCUGUCUAUGUACUUUAAUUAUGUGCACUCCAUGAGCCGAACUGCCCCAUUAUGAUUUAAGUUGCACACAUCAUAAAUACGGUAAUCGAUUGUAAAUGUUAAGACUCAAUUUUAACCAAUGAAUUGAUGCGUUGUUACAUGCCUAUCGACAGACGUGCAGAAAGCAGUGCAUCUCUGUCCCCCUUACAAUCCACGCAUUCUUCAAUGGCAAAACAGUAUUUAAUCCAAAUACAUUACAGUGCUGUGUUGAGAAAACAUUCCACAGCUGUGGCUUCUAGACACCCAUUCCCGGAGAACGGUGAAGACAAUUGAAAUUCAAAUUAAAACAUCUAUUGUACCCGAAGCGUAUACAGUACUCGAGUGCGAAAUCCCAGUGCAAUAGCCCAACUGGAAAAUAUAGCGUUCAUUUUCUGGGCAUCUCCCCCCCCCCCCCCCGUGAGAUACACUGUUUUACACAUCUAAUAACGUGUUCCACUGAGGCUUGAACCACGGUUCACACCUUGCGGCCAUGGACGUUUUGGAUUUAACGUGCGAACAGAGAAAAAGGCUUGGCUGAGAUUGACUGCAUUUCACCUCUUGUCAUCGUAAUUUUCACUCUGUGUCCGUGUUUGCAUCUGGGCCCUGCUUGAGCCCAUUCAUAUCAACCGACGAGGCUUAAAUAAAACUACGUACACCUCAAGUGAAACGUGUGCAGUACAGAUGUAGGUCACCUCGGGUACCUUUUGAAAUUACCCAUUUUUUUUUGUUAAUCACAGUCACAUCAGCGUACUGUGUGCCGCCGAGUGGAAACGUGACCGACAAAGCAACUACCUUGCCUCCCAGUGGAGGAGCUAUGUAAGAUGUGGAUUGCGGGCGGUUGCAGCUGCACAAGGGCAGGAGGUGGCCCAGGCACUGGGUUUCGAAGAGGGAGAGGACUUUGACAUGGGGCACCCCAUUUAAUAACUCCGUGCAACCAGGGGCCGUUGCCAACAACACGUAACGCCACCGCUGUCUUGUCUAGCUUAAAACAAAAGUGUUACUUCUAGAUUUGAAGCUUUCCUGACUGCAAUGAUCCAUACUCUUUGGUUCUUUCGGUAAAAUCACGUGUUACUAACGGUGCAGUGGUCGCCACUCGUCGAGUGCUUUGCAAGCUGCAAAGCCGCUGCACAAGAGAUCGACCUGCAGGAAGGAUGUGUCGUGUAAAAAAAAAACUCUGUUGUAAAAUACAUUCACGGCAGCCAGUCGUUAUGGCUACUCUGUGUGCGUCUCCAUCCACAUAGCUCGCCGCAAACCGAGGCCGUCGUUUCAGAGGGACGUAGCGUUGACAUACCGUAGUUGCCGAAUGUAAUGAGUGACGGAACAAACGCCCCGGGGCAAGGCGAAACUGGUGCAACACAUUAUAAACCAUUUACUGUACGUAAAACACUGCUGUAAUAAAACGAUCUUCCCAAAA
Petromyzon marinus (sea lamprey) is the source of this 5052-nucleotide messenger RNA. RefSeq names its product cAMP-dependent protein kinase type II-beta regulatory subunit. Gene Ontology annotation, cellular component: cAMP-dependent protein kinase complex; cytosol. The record is from RefSeq and is a predicted model, not a curated record. Gene Ontology annotation, biological process: negative regulation of cAMP-dependent protein kinase activity. NCBI's taxonomy places the organism in Eukaryota, Metazoa, Chordata, Hyperoartia, Petromyzontiformes, Petromyzontidae. Gene Ontology annotation, molecular function: cAMP-dependent protein kinase inhibitor activity; protein kinase A catalytic subunit binding; cAMP binding.